CUUUGGAGAGAGGGUCGGGGACAUCAUGGUCGUGUCAGCGCGGAGCUGGCUCGCAAACGAGGGAGGAAAACACUUGGUCCUGAUGCUGUGGUUGGGAACUAAUACCUGGCUCUUUGUCAAAACAUUCCUGAUGUACUCUGGUGGACAGCAGUAUCACUACCUCUACAAGAUGCUUGGGCUUGGACUGUGCAUCAGCAGGGCUUCUGCAUCCGUGCUCAACCUGAACUGCAGCUUGGUGCUGUUGCCCAUGUGUCGCUCUCUGCUUACCUUUGUCCGAGGAACACACGCGGUCUCAACUAGAAAGACCCGGCGAUUGCUGGACAAGCGCAAGACCUUCCAUGUGGCUUGUGGGGUCGCCAUCUGCAUCUUCUCUGUUGUUCACGUCUCUGCCCACCUAGUGAACGUUGCCAACUUCAGUAGCAGCUACUCAGAAGACUUUCCUGCUCUUAAUUUAGCUCGCUACAAAGGAGAGGACCCAAAAGUAAUUAUUCUGACCACAGUUCCAGGAAUCACUGGUGUUCUGUUGGUUAUCAUCCUUUUCUUGAUGUUCACAUCCUCUUCCCAUUGCGUACGAAUAUACAACUAUGAGAUCUUCUGGUACACACACAACCUGUUCAUCAUCUUCUACAUCAUCCUUAUGGUGCACAUGGUCGGAGGCGCACUAAAAUAUCAGACCAACAUUGGGGCCCAUCCCCCUGGGUGCUUACGAGCCAAUCACAGCAGCUCAGAGCAACAACGGGAGGAACUGGAGCAACGCGAUGAUGCGGAGAUGCGGUGCAGGGAAGAGGCUCACUUCCAGCCCCACUGCCCUCAGACAUGGCUGUGGGUGGCGGGUCCUCUGUGCCUCUACUGUGCGGAGCGUUUGUACCGCUACAUCCGGAGCAGUGAACCGGUUACCAUAGUGACCGUCAUCAAGCACCCGUGUGAUGUCAUUGAGUUACGAAUGCUUAAGAAGAACUUUCAAGCUCGUCCGGGUCAGUAUAUUGUUCUCAAUUGUCCCAAUGUCUCAUCAUUUGAGAACCAUCCUUUCACGCUAACGGCGUGUCCCACGGAGAACAAAGAAACAUUUGGCAUCCAUCUACGAGUCGUGGGAGACUGGACUGAGCGCUUCACGCAGUUGUUACUUCCUGACAUGAGGAGAGACUUGGACAUCCUCCCUGUGGUUCAUCAGAGGAGCUAUCCCAAGCUUUAUGUGGACGGUCCGUUUGGAAGUCCUUCAGAGGAAGUGUUCAACUAUGACGUCAGCCUUUGUGUCGCGGGCGGAAUAGGGGUCACGCCGUUUGCCUGCAUCCUGCACGCUCUGCUUGACGGCUGGAAGGGGUUCAGGUUGAAGAGGUUAUACUUUGUGUGGGUCUGCAGGGAGCUCCAGUCCUUCUACUGGUUCACCGAGUUGUUGUGUGCCCUACAUCUUAAGUUAUGGCAUGAAAACAGACCUGACUACUUUAACUUGAAACUGUACAUCAGCCAGGCGGACAACCAGCAGUGCAUAUCUGAGGAGAAGUACCGUCUGCUUGCGUCACGGCUGCUGGUGGGUCGACCCAGGUGGAAGUUACUAUUAGAUGACAUCGGAAGGACCAAUAAGCAUAAGCGAGUGGGGGUGUUCUGUUGCGGACCCAAAAGCAUCUCCAGGACUCUUCACAGACUGUGUAACUCGGCUCAGUUCCCUGGAACCACUUUUGAAUUUAACAAGGAGUCCUUCAGCUGAUUGGGCUUCAGCGAGAAAAGCAUAGCUGCAUUGGAUUUAAUCACUCAACAUUGGCUGUAUGUAAUAGAGCCACUCUAAAAGAAAGGUGACUUAAACCUUGGCUAUAUACAGCCUGACUGUACUAUUACUUUCCCUGGGGAGAUGGUCUCACAGCCUAAACUGAUGCUUUGCAGAGGUCUCUAGAAAGGGAUCAGCCUCUGAAGUUCACCUGGAAUUGUGAACAACCCAUGUCACUAUGAAGCAACGAGAAUGCGCUUCAUUGUGGACGUUGCUAUUGGAUUCAUCUCUUUGCUUGGAUAACGGAGGGAUCGACCGAGUGAGGACCACGAGCACAAUUCGAUGAGCGCAUCAUACUGCGGGAGUUCCUCUCACUGUGGAUCAGUGUGGACGUGUCAUAUGAAGAAGACUUGUUAAAUCAUCCCACGAUGGGAAAUUUGUAUUAUUGUUAUUAUUAUUUUUUACACUUUAUAUGCAUACCAACACAAUUGUACUUAUAUGCACAAGUGGGGAAAAUAUUUCAUAUGACCGUGGAAGAAGAAGAAACCAUAAAUUGUAGGAAAAAAAAAAAACUAUACACAUCUCAAACCAGUUGUUCGAAUUAGUUCUUGUUUUCAUGUAUUUAUUUUGUUUCAUCGUAUUUUAUCCAUGGACGACAUGGUGCUUAGUGGUAAGCAUGUCUUCCUCACAGUUCUGAGGUUCGGGGUGCGAACCUCGGCUAGGGCAUUCCUGUUGCAGUUUGAAUGUUCUAUCUGUCCUUGUGUGGAUUUUCACCGGAUUCCUCCCACAUUCCAAUAAUUUGCUUGUUAGGUUAAUUGAAGAUUCUAAAUUGUCCAUAGGUGUGAAUGUGAGUAUGAUUGCUUUUUGUCAAUAUAGGCCCUGCGAUUGACAGACAACCUGUCCAGGAUGUACCCUGCCUCCCGCCCAAAGUCAGCUGGGAAAGGCUCCAGGUUAACCAAGACCGUAAUGCGGACAAUUGGUAUAGAAAAUGGAUGGAUGUUUUUUUUGGUUUUUUUCGAUCUUAAAUGCCUAUAGCCUAUAGAAAAGAGAUGAGGCCAUUUGUUUGACACAAAAAUAUUUAAAAUAUAUACAGUAAAUCUUGGUUCCCUUAUGGGGUAUGAUGAUGCAAAGUGUGUGGAAUUUAAAAUUUUCAAAAAUAGAAGGACCACAUAGAACAUUAGGAUCAGGUAUAAUUUUAAUGCAGCAACUCACAUACAUUUCAUGAGUUUGUGAAAGAUCACCUGCAUUACGAUCCUUUAGCACCAGUGCUUCGGUCAUUGUGUUCACUUGUGUAAAAACAGGGUUGUUACCUUUAAAUUGGUUCAUAAUAACGUCGAUAAUAAUUAUACAUUUAAGAGUAAUUUACACCCAUUUAAUGUCUGAAUAUUGAGAAUGUUAAGAUUCAACAAACAUAUUUUAAGGUGAGCUUUUCCACCUAACUCAAGCAUGUGAUUUAUUAUUAUUAUUAUUAUUAUUGUUAUCAUUAUUAUUGUUUUAUGAUUAUUAUUGUUUUCUUUUUCUUCUUCUUCUUACUAUUAUUAUGUGGAGCUUUAUGAAACUUGGUUGCCAGUGUGCAGGUGCAUGUAUACCCUGCACAUCCUCACUGUAUCUGAUUCCUGAAAGUUUGAAAUACGAGGGGCAUCUUCCUGAGUGAAUUCCAGCUUGGUGUUUCUAAAUUUCAUGAAGGGUUGUGCACCCAAAUCCACCAAUUUACAUAAGACUCUUUAUUGUCACCUAGAACCACUGCCUGUGCAGUGCAUUCUAAAUACCGUAUUGUAUUAAAAAAAUCCUUAGGUGAUGUUUGUGACAUUGAACCAUUACAGGACUUUUCACUUCAUUGACUAAAUCUUUGGUUUUGGUAUUCACAAAAAUACUAACAUUUAGUUUUGCAAUGCUGAUAAGACUACAAUCUGUAAUGUGAUGGAAAUGAGUUCUUUUAAUGAGUCGAAACUUUUGAUUCAAGUGCAUUGACGCUUCACCAAAUAUUAUCUUACGUAAAAAUGGAAUUAUGUAAAAUGUCCCAUUGUUGUUACUUAAACUCCUGUGUAUGUAUAGCCAGAAUAUACUGUGUCUGUGUGUGUGUGUGUGUGUGUUACAGAGUAGUCUGAUAGGAAGCUGAACCUUCCUCCGAGCUGCUCUGAAGAAGCGGCUGUCGUUCUCCAAAAAUGGAGGCCCGUUUCCUCCUCUGGUUUCGUCUCCAUUUCCUUCUCGCUACGACAGCAAUGACCGCAAUGACUGCCGCGAUGAACGCACCGAUGAGACCGGCUCCCAGCAGCCACUGCCAGAUCUGCUGGGCCUGCUGGAGGUAAGGCGUCAGGAUUUCUUGUACAAAUCUCUGGCCUGUGGAGGCAGAAAGAAUGACACUAAUUCAUAUCUACAAGGCUGAAAAAUGGACAAGUCACACUUAUGUUUUUGACUGACCUGGGUCCAACAAAUAGGCAUAUUCGUAUCCCAUUGACUUGGUGGAGAGGAAAUUGUCUCCAUUUCUAUAAAGAGGCAGGAAUGGCACCAUGUAGUAGCCAUCAUUGUGGCCAAUGGGAGCAUUGGCAAAGGGAUAGAAGGCCCGUUCAGGCUGGUGGUUUCGGAGCCAGCGCUCAAAGAUGCUGUUCAAAAGAAGAUGGUUGGUUACGUUGGGUUAUAGUGAAGUGAAAAACAAAUGGAGUAAUGCGUGUGUUCGUGAUUUACUCCACCUAUCUAUGAAGGCGUGGUGCAGGAGGAAUAUGGGGUCAUUGGCGGAACCUUGCACAGAGGACAUGGAGCCGUUCAUGAAGACGUGCAAGGCGUUGUGUAUGGUGCUUUGGCCCUUGAACUGCCACGCCUGUGACUGGGCUGGCAAAACCUGAGGGAACGAAGGACAGUGAGCGCACCUUUUUAUAUUAUGGACAAACGUAUCGGGACACCUUACUAUUACAACUACAGGAAUUUAUACAUUAGAGAUGAUCAAACUAGUGGACCCGUUCUGUGUGGAAAUCGGAUUGCAAGUAAAAAAUGUAAAACAUAGUAUGUAUUUAACAUACUAUGUUUUCAAAUGGUGAUUUUCUUUUACAUUGAUUCAUAGAUUUUCCAUUUCCUACACUUUGAUACUAAUUUGUGAUGUCCUCCCUCAGUUUGUGCUCCAAAUACAGAAAAGUGAUAUGUCUAAUUUUGUGGCCUUAUUUAUUCUGAGUUUUGGUUGAAACAUUUCGGUAAGUGGGGACGAGCACAAUGUUAGGGGGGCAUUGACAGGUCAUUGUCCACUGUGGCAGGCAGGACAUGUUGAAUUGUUGUUUAACUGAAACUAAUUGUUAUUCUAUACCAUCUUUUGAGUCUUUCUGACUGUUACAAAUUGCAAGUCUAUCAUAGUGCUGCUAUGAAAUAAAGUAACUUUUGCAAAGCAGCAAUGGGCUCAAGUGGCACGAGUGCUAAUUACAGGCCUGUACAAUUCAGUUCUUUAGAUAAUAAGGCCCUGUUAAUAUAAAGUAGUCGUACAGCAAUGUUCUAACUACCGUAUAGUCCCUGAUCAGGUAGUACCAUAUUUGGAACAUUAAUAUGCUUCCUGUCAUUUCCCUUUAAAUUAAUGUUCCAAGUAUGGUACUGCAGUACUAUUGUUAUUUGUACUGUUAUUACAUUUGCUUCAUCUUUGUUGCAUAGGUGGCUGUCACAGCACAUGAUUUGGAUUCAUGGAUGGAUGUAUCGAUACAUAGAUGUGUCAGGCCUCUGAUAAAUUGUACCCCUCCUUUCAUGACCUCAUUCAAUAAAAUUGGUGUAGGAAAUGGAUGGGAUAGAUUGAGGGAUGGACAUUUUCACCAUAAUGAAUAUCUAUCCCUGUGUGAGCUUGCAAAUGGGCCAAAAAUCCCCCUCUAGAUUAGAGAGAUUAGCCCGAGGAUUAUGUUCACCUUCAUUUGUUAGGCAUGUGAGUACUGUAAUACAAAUGUAUGUGUGUAAUUGUGUUUUACAUUUUUUUUUUUUUUUUUUCUUCUUCCGGAUCUUACCCUCAACAACGUUCCUGAAGCUCAUGUUGGCGAAUCGGUCCAUGGGUCCGGUCUCGUACUCGCGGAGGCCCAAGGCGAAGUCGACAUCAGCUGAUGUCGGCAGUCGCUGCACUCUGUUCGUAUCGUGGUUGCCAGGGUUACGCAGCAGUGGUCCUUCCACUGUAGCAUUGCACAAUGCCUCGCGACUGUUGUAUUCCUCAGGCUGAGUGCAGAUCACCUACAGUACAUGUAAACAGAGAGAUACACCAAGUUAAUUCAACAUAUUGUACAAACGCAAGAUCUGUUCCUAGUAAGUGAGGAUGAUGAAUAGAAAUCAAGAGGAAGUUAAAAAUUAAGUUCUUCAUCAUUGUUAAUGUAAGUGUAUAUACUGUAAUAUUGUUGUGCUCUUCAUGAAUGUAAACUAAUAGGGACUGAGCCCUCCUAAUUGACAUACCCCACAACGGUUUAUAUUUGUCUAUUUUAAUACUUUAAACUGCAUAUACAAGCCACAAACUACAACCCGGCAAUUUAAUAUCAUUUCAAAUUCAUCUAACAUUACCCUAAAAGAUAAAUGGCUUAUAGAUUAUUUGAUUUAGAAAAGAAUCCCCCAAAGUGAGCCUGACGACUCGCUUGUAACUUCUACCGCAUCCUUGGCUAAAUUUAGCUCCACCCCGACAUACAAGGCUUGUCUCAGUCCCUCGGCAUCCAGAUGCCACAAGAUGGCGUCAAUUCUUUGGCUAUUUAUGGGUGUUUCAGAAAGAAAAAAAAACAUCAACAAAAACUGCAAAUAGGUGUGUUUUUCAGCAAAUAAAAAAAUUCAGUGAGAAGAUUAAUUUGUGAGUAGGUAGGCAAAUGGCGUAUAUCAAACAUUGUAUAUCCAUCCAUUUUGAAUAACACUUCUCGUUAUUAUGGUCAUGGGUGAGCUGGAGCUAAUCCCAGCAGACUUUGAGCCAGUUAAUCAAGGGGCACAUAAAGAAAACAACCAUUUACACUCACAUUUUCACUUUGGACAAUUUAACCUUUUCAGUUAACAUAAGAAGCAUGUUUUUGAGAUGUGGUAGUAAGCUGUAUGUAAUAUAUAGUGUAUGUAAAUGUCAAUUAUAUCCCAAUUCAUGAUGUAUUUUAGUCAUUUAGUCUAAUUGGCUUGUUGAUCUGAUAUUUUUUUUUUGUAAACUGUGCUUUAAAAAGAUGGCUGAACUAUUUUAACUGGAUAAGUAAGGGGCACAAUUAUUAACGUAAAUUAACAUGGAGAAGUUCAUUAAAAAUAUUCUUGCCUUCCAUGAUGAAAAGACCGAGGCAGGGCUGAUGAGGUUUGGAUUGAAGGGGCUGCGGCCCCCCAUCAAACUAUCUGUGCACACCUCACAGGUUUGGGCGUCCCUCCAGUCCCAGUAUGGGAUGGUGAAGUUAAAAUCUCCUGUUAGCUUCCUUAUCUCAUUCUCCCAGUGAAGCAGGUAGACUCGAUGCCAGGGCAGAAAGGCUGCAGAUUCAUGGGCGAAGUCGAUGUCCGUCCACACGUUCCCUGGCCCUCCCAGGAAGGCAUCCCGCGACACGUAGUAGUGCAUCCAGACGAACAGAUCAUAAGUGUUGAUGUCAGCGAACAUAGGAUUCUCACCAUUUUCGCCCAUCUCUGCUCUGGUUGCCGUCGUGAUGACAUAGUCAGGACUGAUAGUGUUCUUGGCCAGGUUUAAGUAGGAGAUGAACUUUUGUCGGUCAGCAGCUGACAGCGUCAGGAUGUUUCGCCGCACCGAUUCCCUGUACUCUGCACAGUUUGCUCCCCAGUAGCCAAACUUGCACUCGCCACAGUUAAAACCGCCGUAGUUUCCCGCACAGCGACAGGUUCGGUUGUAGAAAGCCAAAGGCCAGCGCUCCCUGUCGUCAAUCCCACUGUGGGGGUACUGCGGGCCGUGGGGCUCUUCUGACACUUCCACCUCUGUGCAGAAACCGCGGCCUGACAGGGCGCCGCACGCUGAGCCGUCUCCAUCCCACACGGGGCAAC
This is a messenger RNA of Phycodurus eques (leafy seadragon), 7648 nucleotides long. RefSeq names its product NADPH oxidase 4. NCBI's taxonomy places the organism in Eukaryota, Metazoa, Chordata, Actinopteri, Syngnathiformes, Syngnathidae. The transcript is spliced from 18 exons. The record is from RefSeq and is a predicted model, not a curated record. The coding region runs from base 26 to 1705 and encodes 559 amino acids. Gene Ontology annotation, biological process: defense response; superoxide anion generation. Gene Ontology annotation, cellular component: NADPH oxidase complex; plasma membrane. Gene Ontology annotation, molecular function: superoxide-generating NAD(P)H oxidase activity.